UGUUUUAUUUCAGUAUUUUGAAAAUUGUGUUGAAUUUCUCAGUAAUACGUUCACCUGGCUCAGUAAUCCAAUGCCAUCAAAAAUAUAAAAGUAGAAAAAAAUCCAUACAAGGAAAGAGUCUUGUUUUCAUUUUUCUCCUCUUUCUUCCCAGUUUCCACUCCCUCUGCCCCAGGGUAAUCAAUCUUGUGAGUUUCCCAUAUUUCCUUCCAGAUCUGUUUUCAAAAUGCAUGCGAGUAUGAAAUCCCAUGUCCUUAAUCUCUUCAAAAAGGGUACUCCUUUUAAGAGCUCUGCUUUUUCUGAAGUCUUGGCAGAAACAGAUACUCAGCACCCAGCUUUGGUGACCUCAGAGGGUGGCUUGAAGUGACCAGAGGGGAAGAUGGCCCUACCUGCUAGCACUGGUUUAUAGGAAUAUUCUGGGUCCCCCAAAGACAGUCUGUGGCUCUGGUAUCUCCUCCAGGCAGAUUCUCAAACUCCCCUGAGUUUCUCUGGAACUGUCUGCAGCCACACCCCCUGAUGCAAUAUGUGGGUUUGUACCUGGCAAGAGGAGGGUGCAGCAGAGCCCGCCCCUUCUGAGCUGUCUGGGCCAGCUUCUGUUCCCAGAACAGUUCAGGUUUCUCUGGGACUCAGACCUGGGCUUCGACACGUAUAUUCUGAAACCAGAUGGCUGAGAUGAACAGAACACUUCAUCGUGGGAGGACGUGAUGUUUCGGGUCAAACUGGGUCUGCUGAACAGACUUACCGUGGUUCCAGAAGACGUUUGGACAAGUCUCAUCAUGUGGUUCUUCUGUGCCUUGAUUCCAUGUUUGCUUGCAGAUGGAGCGUUUGUUCUGCCCGCCCCUUCGAACCUGUCUGUGCACUCAACCAACAUGAAGCAUCUCUUGAUCUGGAGUCCUGUGACCUUUCCAGGAGAAACCGUGUACUAUUCUGUCCAGUACCAGGGGGAGUAUGAGAGCCUGUACAUGAGCCAUGUCUGGAUUCCCAGCAGCCGGUGCUCCCUCACCGAAAGCCCCCAGUGUGACGUCACUGACGACAUCACCGCCACUGUGCCGUACAGCCUCCGUGUCAGGGCCACACUGGGUUCGCAGACCUCAGCCUGGAGCACCCUGAAGCACCCCUUCAGUCGAAACUCAACCAUCCUCGCGUGCCCUGUGGUGCAGCUCUCCAAGGACGGCUUGCAGCUGGUCAUUGAGCUGGAGGACCUGGGGCCGCAUUUUGAGUUCCUUGUCACCUACUGGAAGAGAGAAGCUGGUGCUGAGGUACACACCAAAGUCCUGAGGAGUGAAGGCGUCCCGGUGCACCUGACCGCCAUGGAGCCGGGAGCCACAUACUGCGUGAAGGCCCGGACCUACGUGAAGGCCAUCAGGAAGCACAGUGCCUUCAGCCAGCCAGAAUGCAUUGCGGUGCAAGGAGAGGCUGCCCCGCUGGUGCUGGCCCUGUUUGCAUUCCUGGGCUGCAUGCUGAUCCUUGUGGUGGCGCCGCUCUCCAUCUGGAAAAUAGGCCGGCUGCUCCAGUACUCCUGCUGCCCUGAGGUCGUCCUUCCUGAUACCUUGAAAAUAACCAGCUCGCCCCAGAAGUUAAUCACCUGCCGAAGGGAAAAGGUGGAAGCCUGUGCCACGGUGCUUCUGUCUUCCAAGGAGCGCUUCAGGGCCUGGCUCUAGCAGCCUCGGGCUGGAGCCGGGGAGCCGAGAGCCAGGGCCAUGCCACAAGGGAGCUGUGAUGGGGAGGCUGCCGUCCAGUUACCCAGGGAAGCCUGCUGUGUCCACGCCUAAAA
Messenger RNA from Ochotona princeps (American pika), 1771 nucleotides. It is a transcript of the gene IL20RB, whose product is annotated as interleukin 20 receptor subunit beta. The coding region runs from base 702 to 1658 and encodes 318 amino acids. The record is from RefSeq and is a predicted model, not a curated record. NCBI's taxonomy places the organism in Eukaryota, Metazoa, Chordata, Mammalia, Lagomorpha, Ochotonidae. The transcript is spliced from 7 exons. Gene Ontology annotation, molecular function: interleukin-20 binding.